GUCAUCCGCAACUAACAAGGGUAUAUCUGGUGGUGCUGGGUUGACCUUAUCAUUGUCAACUGUGUCUUGAAGGAGCUCACCCGUCAUGUUAGCUGUCAUGAAGUGUGUGGUGGUCCUCCUAGCUUUUGUCAGCCUCGCCUGGGGGCAAGAACAACAUUGCCACUGCGCCUCUAUCAUCACCACGGAGGAGGGAGCUGGACUAGCUUACGACCUCCCGCCUACCGAGGUACAGGACUGUAAUAACCUCGAGGCGUGUGAGCUACGGUGUAUUGACGAGUACACAGUGUUGACUAAUGAUGGUGACCUAGACUUCGUGCUGGAAAACGGUGAGACAGUUGGCCAGGUGGCGUGUAACACCUUGAAGCCGCAGGGCUAUGAUGAUGUUGGACCACUGGAGGUAUUCCUCUACUACAAUCUGUGUCUUGGCCCCUGGUACUACACCGGAUUCAAGAGUCAACAGAAACUGUGUUGUGUAGGUGGAGAGCACACGCCCUGCUAGUGGAGAGUACACGCCCUGCUAGUGGAGAGUACACGCCCUGCUAGUGGAGUGUACACGCCCUGCUAAUGGAGUGUACACAUCCUCCUGGCAUAACAGUUUCUGGAUCACCACUUUAACUAAUGCAUAAUAAUAUAUAAUACUGUUGAAGUUCUAUCUUUGAAGACAUGCAACUCGACUCGCCACCACAUUGCCUUCCUAUCUUCCAUUUGGUUUUAUUCUUAUUAUUGUUAAGGACCUGUGAACUUUGACCACCAGUUAACUGACCAGAAUACUUUUGUCUUAGAUAAUUAUUCAAUAAACUUAAUAGUAAU
Molecule: messenger RNA, 810 nt
Organism: Homarus americanus (American lobster)
Lineage: Eukaryota; Metazoa; Arthropoda; Malacostraca; Decapoda; Nephropidae
Exons: 4
Coding region: 86-499 (137 amino acids)
Source: RefSeq, a predicted model, not a curated record